UAAAGGUAAAAAACGUGAGGGCGAUCGUUUGUUUACUUUCGUAAAAAUGGCCUCGGUUGGCGUCCGUGCGGUCUGCGCUCUACGUGCUUUCACGCCAACAUGCUUCAGCAGAUUGCAAAAUGGACUCUCUCGUAAUUUCCAAUUCGCGGUUCAGAGGAACUUGUCUGUGUCUCACCGCGUCUUCGCAGAUCUCAAAUACACGGAGCAGCACGAAUGGGUGCGCUUGGACGGAGCCGUGGGCACGGUCGGCAUCACGGCUAAAGCGGCGGAGUCCAUGGGCGAUCUGGUGUACGUGGAGAUUGCUGAGCCCGGACUAGAAGUGGAUCAAGGAGAUGAGUGCGGAUCAGUGGAGAGUGUCAAGGCAGUGAGCGACAUCUACGCCCCCGUCUCUGGCAAAAUCACUGAUCGCAAUACGGACCUCUCUGACACACCAGAGCUGGUCAACCAGGACCCGUACGGCGAACAAGGCUGGCUGUUCAAGAUCGAGCUCUCCAAGCCGGAGGAGCUGGACGCGCUGAUGACGGAGGAGCAGUACACGGCCUUCAUCACAGAGGAGUGAGUGGCCGCCGCGGACGUCUAGUGGUGCUACUGAGCGUGAGAUGGAGGGACGCUCAGCCCGAUACAGCGCGUCAGCACGGCGGGGCCCGCGUCCCGCGCGCUGUGACCCGGUGCCAGUGAUGUGGGGGCUUUUCGAUAGCUGUGUUCAGGGACGGCAGUCCUCAGAGUAAGUGAGAACUUGCGCUGAGGCACUCACGAAGCUGCAUGUGCAAUACGAUGGUUAUUUGAGUACGCAUUUUUAUCGUGCGCUGAAUGACAAUACAUUGAACACAUUUAUGCUUUCCUAAAAGGAGCGUGCAAGUGUUCACAACCUAAA
Amphibalanus amphitrite is the source of this 874-nucleotide messenger RNA. Its product is annotated as glycine cleavage system H protein-like. Gene Ontology annotation, biological process: glycine decarboxylation via glycine cleavage system; protein lipoylation. Gene Ontology annotation, cellular component: glycine cleavage complex; mitochondrion; cytoplasm. The transcript has 5 exons. The record is from RefSeq and is a predicted model, not a curated record. Lineage: Eukaryota; Metazoa; Arthropoda; Thecostraca; Balanomorpha; Balanidae. The coding region runs from base 47 to 559 and encodes 170 amino acids.